AUGGCUUGUGCAUGACGUGAAUACGCUCAUGCUUGCCGUUGCACAGUUUCGCUCAAUUCUCUUGAGCCUAGGACACUUGGACUAUAAACAGAACACUCACCUCUUUCAUGUACAUUUGGAGUUAUGGAUAAGUUUUCUAAAGCUUCUUGAUAUGUUGAAAAAGGAUACAAACCUGGUGCCGCUGGUGAACUCAGUCCUCAACCUAGAGCCUACGAGUGCUUUAGAUGCCUACGGUUACUUUCUCGAUAUCUGUCUGGAAAAUUUGGCCUCUCUCCAUUCCGUGGUACGUGAGUUGAGUGAAACGGGUCACAAGUUUUCCUUCUUCAGUUACAGUCAUCAACUUCUGGAUGCGCAUGCAUAUCCUACUUGUGGAUUCUACUUAUCCGGUAUUCCGAAAAGGUUUCUUUUGGAUUAUCUGAAGGCUCGGUAUAUCUCGCACAUUUCCACGCCUUGUCCUACAACUCACCCGCAUUUGCCUGAGGUUCACUCUGGUUGGUUCAAAUAUUUGCACGGUAAACUCACAAAACUUGCUGUACCGAAAAAAACCUGUAUUUAUGCUCCCAACACGCUUGAACGUCUUCGCCCUGAUGUAUACCUGACGGUUGAGACUGAGAGAAGUGGUCAGUCAACUUGGUCACUUUACUGGUCGUUGUUGGCUUUCACUGCACCGUUGCACUCCAUGUACAUGAAUUUCCAAAAUGGAAGUGAGGUCCCCAAAGGUUUACUACAGAAGUUCUCUGUAGUUAUAUGGCUUAUUCGGAAACAAUUCCUUGGGGAGUCAACGCUUUCGGAAAAAGAUGCCCAUACCUCACUGAAGUCCCUACUUCAAUUGAUCGAGGUUUGGGGCUCAAACAUCGAAGUUGUUCGCCUGUUGUGGCUAUACUUUUCUCGCAAGCUGGAUCAUGGACUCCUGCCCAUCGGUGAACAGAAGUCAGCUGGACCCUCAUCAAACCAAUCAGGUAUCAGACUCACCGGUUUCGAACUCUUUUGUUCGGUUAUUCGCACAACACCAACAACGGAACUAAAUGAGCUUCGAGGAAUCCUGAAGUUCCAGUUACGGUCACUUACCCGCCAAGCGUUGUCUCUAUACUUCCUCCUCUUGGGACACCUUUUCGAUGAGCAUCUCUCCGGGGGGAGAGAAAAAGCCGCCGAACUUCCCCGAUCCUUUGCAACCUUGGUAGAUAUAGUUUCUGACCAGUUCCCUGCGGACGUGUCUGCGCAGGAAACGCAGAAUUGGGACAAUGGGCGACGCUGUGCGGCCUUACAAGGAAUACAUCACCUCGUUCUACUCUGUGUUUAUUACUGGACCACAGGGGUUACCUCGAAGCUUAUGGUGCACUCAGAAAUGAAUGAAAGUUUCCUACGUUUGAUUGGUAUCUCCACAGCUCUUCGACAUAGUCUGCUAUCGAGCGGUACUUCCACAUUGAAACCCAAUGAAUUGGGAGGCAAUACAUCUCGUGCGCAUCAUAUGUAUGCUCUGGGUUGGCGCAUGGAAUUGGUUAACUCACUUGUUAAUUUUGGUCUGGAUUUGAUGGAACUGGUCGAAUCGCAAGUUUGUACGCAAGAGGUGGGCCUAGCCGUCCUUACAAAGUGUCUCGACGACUCACUUUUUCGUGCUGCAGGUUGGCCUGACCACGUUCAGUGGAGCACAUAUGUUAAACGGCUUGUCUUCUACGUAUCCAGGUCAUCCGGUGAAAAUACUUAUCUACGAGAUCUCCUUUGGACGGUUCUGUGUCCUGCAUUCAAGGAAUAUAUCGAACGAAAGAAAGAUCACCCGAGGAGAUUGUCCGAAUCAAUAGUACGAGAGCUCUCUGCUCUAGCCUUCGAUUUUGUCCACCUGUCACUCCUGGAUUUGGUGGUCAAGGCUAAUAACAACGUAUCACGCGGCACUGAGCAUCCUUUGGAUCUUCUUGAGUUUUUUGCAUUGGAUCCAAGAGUGGAGUUUACUGUGCGCUUUGCUUUUGUGGGAAUUUGCUUUGCCGCUCCUGACUCGCUUAAGGCGAUCCUUCAGUCUGUUACACUGUUUGAUUCGGACGUCCAAGGUGCCGCUUGGCGCUUGCUUACCCUCUGGCUCGCCUACUGUCUUUUGGUUCGACCGGCAAUGGAGGAUCGAGCACAAAAUCAUUUAAAUUCUUUUGAACAUCUGUCAGCCGUCGGUAGCCAGAUGUCAACUUACUUCCCAACUGAUUUGGCCGGCCUUUUCGGGGACGUUGAUGCUGAAAUGACAUUGUUAAACCUCGGGGCCAAAUUCGAUCAACUCGAUACUUUUCAAUCCAAGAUGGUCUACAAGUCCCGAGUUGUCACACACCUCGCCAAGUUGUGCUCAUUCAUGUGCAACUGUUGCUCACCCUCUAGCACCGCCAAAGACGAGAUGGCCGGUUUGGAAUACUGUCAAAUUCCUGGAAUUACCCAAGAAACUUUGUGUUCUACGAGCUAUAGGGCCGUAUCCUUACUCAUCCGUCACUGUUCUUCACUGCUCUACUCAACUGUGGUAACAAGCGGAAUGAACUCUUCUCCUUUGGAGCAACUAAUCAAUAACUUCGUGCUGCCCAGGCAGCUAUAUGAAUGGGACAAAUUGCUUUGCAAGACUGUCCCCAGUCUGGACGGUAAUCCGCUACAAACGAUUGUGACAGAGUGCAUGAAAGAUCAGUUGUCUGAGGCAACAAUAAGCUAUCGAUUCUUUACUACACAGUUCACAAUGGGCCUCGCACAACUAUCCUGGCGAAGUGACGCGUACAUUGGCCGAGUACUUCGGGAUGUGAUCAAACUAUAUUACAUCCAUUUAGACGGUGAAUGCGUUGCAAGCGCCGUUCUGAAUAGUCCUACAGCCGAUUUUCGUGCCCAUCUGCUUCAUUUGUCUAUGCAAGAGGCCGUGAACGAAGAAACUGCAUCGGAGGUAGAACUGCAGCGCGAUCAAGGUUCGGAUUAUCGAAAACGGAAAGCGUUGACAAAGUGGUUAAAAUUUGGCAAGUUAGUGCACGAAGGGACACAUUCGCUUGAGGGACUGCAAAGGGAUGCCCCGUUUAUCAUUGCACCAAUUUCGCUCUUUAUGAAAGAAUCUGACUUCGAGGAAUGGGCAACACGCGACAUCCGGAUGGAAUGCAGCCUUCUUCUGGAUACCUACCGCCAAGCAGUCAGUGUAAUCAGCGCUACAGAAGUCAGGAAGAAUAUCAUAGAACAAACUGAAAUUAUCGGCCGAUCUCGCCCAUCCCUGUCUGGUUUAUGUACUUUUCUUGGAAUAAAACCGU
Molecule: messenger RNA, 3248 nt
Organism: Opisthorchis viverrini
Lineage: Eukaryota; Metazoa; Platyhelminthes; Trematoda; Opisthorchiida; Opisthorchiidae
Exons: 23
Source: RefSeq, a predicted model, not a curated record